AUGGAAGAAGCUGAACUUUGCUUUCCACAGCUCCUCAACACCUCCUGCAGGAAGCCGAAGCCUCCUCAGUCUGGGACUCUGCUCCUUUACCUCCUGCUGUUCUUCAUCUCUGUGCUCACUGCCACUCUCAACCUGCUGGUCAUCAUCUCCAUCUCCCACUUCAGUUGCAGGCAGCUCCACUCACCCACCAACCUCCUCCUCCUCUCUCUGGCUGUCUCAGACUUCUUUGUGGGCCUCCUGGUGAUCCCCAUUGAAGUCCUCAUGGCGGUGACCUGUUGGGUUCUGGGUGACCUGAUGUGUGCUCUGUAUUUCUUCCUACCUGUAACCCUCAUCUCUGCCUCUGUGGGCAGCAUGGUGCUCAUAUCAAUGGACCGUUAUGUGGCCAUCUGUGAUCCUCUGCAUUAUCCCAGCAGAGUCACUUCUAAAGUUGUCAUCAUUAGUGUUUGUCUGUGUUGGAUCUGCUCUGUUAUCUACAGCGUUGUCCUUUUAUAUCAUCACCUGAAACAACCGGGCAGGUAUAAUUCCUGCUAUGGAGAGUGUCUGGUUGGCGUUGCAGGAGAUUUGGACCUCGCUGUGGCCUUUGUUAUUCCCAUUUCUAUCAUUGUGAUUCUGUAUCUGAGAGUGUUUGUGGUGGCGGCCGCUCAGGCUCGUGCCAUGCGCUCUCAUGUUACAGCCGUUAAACUCCAGCUUUCAGUGACUCUAACAAAGAAAUCGGAGCUGAAGGCAGCCAGGACUCUGGGUGUUCUUGUUGCUGUGUUUCUGCUUUGUUACUCUCCAUAUUACUGCCUUUCUCUCUCAGGCUCUGACAUCUUGUAUGGUUCUCCAACUGAAGCCUUGAUGAGCUUCCUGAUGUACUUUAACUCCUGUCUGAACCCUGUGAUCUACGAGCUUCCUGAUGUACUUUAA
This is a messenger RNA of Larimichthys crocea (large yellow croaker), 906 nucleotides long. Its product is annotated as trace amine-associated receptor 4-like. NCBI's taxonomy places the organism in Eukaryota, Metazoa, Chordata, Actinopteri, Sciaenidae. Gene Ontology annotation, molecular function: trace-amine receptor activity. Bases 1 to 906 code for a protein of 301 amino acids. Gene Ontology annotation, biological process: G protein-coupled receptor signaling pathway. The transcript is spliced from 2 exons. Gene Ontology annotation, cellular component: membrane. The record is from RefSeq and is a predicted model, not a curated record.